Messenger RNA from Penicillium lagena, 327 nucleotides. RefSeq lists its product as uncharacterized. The record is from RefSeq and is a predicted model, not a curated record. The transcript has 2 exons. Bases 1 to 327 code for a protein of 108 amino acids. Lineage: Eukaryota; Fungi; Ascomycota; Eurotiomycetes; Eurotiales; Aspergillaceae.
AUGCAGAUUAGGCUAGUAGGAGCUGUGGAAAUGAUUUCUACCACUCUAAAUGGUGUUACUCUCACCACCUUCACUACCUUCACUACCUUCACCACUCUCACCACUCUCACCACUCUCACCACUCUCACCACUCUCACCACUCUCACCACUCUCACCACUCUCACCACUCUCACCACUCUCACCACUCUCACCACUCUCACCACUCUCACCACUCUCACCACUCUCACCACUCUCACCACUCUCACCACUCUCACCACUCUCACCACUCUCACCGUUCCUUCACCGUCACUCCUACACUACCACUUCCGCAAUCACCUACCGCUUUGA